Aspergillus calidoustus is the source of this 2457-nucleotide messenger RNA. NCBI's taxonomy places the organism in Eukaryota, Fungi, Ascomycota, Eurotiomycetes, Eurotiales, Aspergillaceae. The record is from the annotation of a GenBank genome assembly.
AUGACCACAAACUUCGACUUCUAUGUCGAGCAAUUCUCCGACAGCAAGGCUGUCUGCCAAUCUAUCCGAGACUGCUUGGUCGUGACGAUUCUUUUCUGCAGUCACGCCAUUUCACUCCUCAAUAGACAUUCUUUUUUCGCGCCGCCUAGCGAGCAGCUCGAGACGAGUCUUGACGAUUACAUUCAGAGAUUGAGAACACUGGUCAAGCGUGUCACGAAAAACGUGAAUGACGAGGACCUUCGACGCCGGUACACCAAAUCAUCGUGGAUGCCGAGCACCUCGGGGUUUACAUCUAUGAGUCGGGCGGAGAACCCUGAUUUCUCUGGACGGGAGGAUGUCAUUCGGUUCAUGAACGACCGCACACCCUCCACUAUUAGUAGCAAUCAAGGCUCCACGCGACGCGGCGGGGUGCUGCUUUACGGCCUCGGGGGAGUUGGCAAGACGGAGAUCGCCUGUCACUACGUCUAUCUCCACAAAGACGAGUUCAACUGGAUCUUCUGGUUCGCAGCGGACACCGAGGAGAAGUUGAGAACAGAAGUGGCUCACAACUUGUCCAUGCUAUUGCAGCUCCCAGCGGACAAAACCCAGGCGAAUGCCGCGUUGUUUUUCCAAAACUGGUUGAGGGAGAAUACUCGAUGGCUCAUUGUAUUCGACAACGUCGAAAGCCAGGCCUUGCUCGCGGCGUACUGGCCUACAAUGAUGAACGGGGUCGUUAUCGUUACCAGCAGGAAUCCCGACGUUGGCGACCGCUUGGUCCAGGCAGAGAGCAUGAGGAAACUGGAGAAAAUGAGCUUGGCCGAAGGGACUGGCCUAUUGAAGAGCAUUCUGGCCAUGAAAGACGACAGUAGUAGCGCGGAAGAGACCAACGCUGCACGUAGUCUUUCAGACCUAGCAGACGGGCUCCCACUUGUCCUCGUUGCCGUCGCGGGGUUUGUACGACAGCACCAGAGCAGCCUGACCGAAGCCUUUGCGGUGUUCCAAUCAUCCAAGGAUCUUCUUCAGCUAAAAGACCCCGUUGAUACCGACGAAUCCGUGCUCCGUAAGGUCUGGGCCAUGAGUCUGUCCAAGCUGCGGCCGGCGUCAUCACAGUUGCUGGAUAUCCUCGCCUUCUUUGACCCCGACUCAGUGGCUGAGAAUCUGGUUCUCGGCGUCUCUGGCAGCUCCGUCAACGGUACUCUCUCAGCCGCUGUCGAUCGCGACUUUUUGGCAUCCUUUGGGGGUCUGCGACUAUACUCGUUUGUGCACCGCCAUAAUGGGGUUCUUUCCGUACACCGACUGGUUCAAGAGGCCGUGCUCGAUGCCAUGACAAUCGAAAAACGUACAAGAACGUUCCAAGCCGUGACGCGGUACAUCCAUGCCUCCUUCCCGCGCCAAUCCGAGCAAGGAGCCUUGAUGUCCGGCUCAUGGGAUGCGUGCGAGGCAUACUACCUACACAUUGUCUCUCUCGAGCAAAAAUUUCGGCUCCAUCCUGUUCAACUGCCUCAACCCAUUGAGUUUGCGGAACUCCUCUAUCACUGCUCCUGGUACCUCUACGAAAGAGGGUUCUUCGCUCGCGCACUACAGCUAGCACGAACGUGCAAAGAAAUCUGUGAAAAAAGCACCCAGGAGUCGCGCCUGCUGCUGGCUAAUUCAUGGACCACAAUCGGCGGCGCGGCAAUCGAGCAGUGCGACAACGAACUGGGCUACAACAGCCUCAAGGAAGCGCUGAGGCUCCGUGAAAGCGCCGUCGCCGACGGCCUGAUGGAUGCGAGCCAUCCGCAAAUUGCAAACUCCUACAUGAGGGUUGCUGCUGCUGCCGUGGGCUUUGGACGCGUCGAGGAAGCGCAGCGGCUGAACAAGACGUCAAUUGAGAUUCGCUCGCGCGAUCCUUCCUCUCAGCUUCAGAUGCUGGCAAUGUCCUAUCAUAACCUUGGGAUCUCUUACCUUGCCGCUGGGCAGCCGGAGGAGGCUCGCAAGGCCCUGGAGAGGAGUCAGGAAAUUGUGCAUGGGUCAGAGGGCAAGUUCGAGGACAACCACGUCAUUGCAAUGGAAACGCGCAUAUUCUACUGCAUGGGUAAUAUCUGGCUGGCCCUCGGAGACGUGGAGAAAGCGCGCAUCGAACACCAAAGGGCCUUGACGAUUCGGAUGAGAUAUUUCGGAAACAGCCACCACCUGACGGCGUGCUCACAGUAUAAGCUGGGCUGCAUCGCAGAAUAUGCGCAAGAUUUCGCAAAAGCAAGUCAGUAUUACAGGGAGUCUGUACAAAAGUUACGACAUGUCAAGUCGGAAUUCGGUAUAUUGCUCGUUCGAUCCCUUAUCACGACUGGGAUGCUGCAGUUGAAGCAGGGACUUACGGAUCAAGGUGACGCAUCAAUGAAGGAAGCUCAGGAGGUGUUUCGGGCCAGGAUGGGGAGAGACUUGCCUUUGGAUGACGCGCUAUCUUUCAUUAACAGCCUCAUCAACCCCUUCAUGAAGUGA